AAACUUUUAGCAGGAGAAGAUGGACGUCUUUCAGAAGCUAGAAAUCAUUAUGUUAAUGUUAAACUUGAGGACAGAAACAACCCAUACCUCAAGGUUGUAGGCAACAGAGUGAGAGAGGCCCAGAUAGAAUUUCCUGAUGGAGACAUGGUUACCUGUGUCACAGCUAUCAAAGGAACAUCUGGCUUCUCUUCUGGAAAACACUACUGGGAGGUUUCUAUGAGGAUAGAUGAGAAGCUAGGCAUCAAACAGUCCUGGUGGGUAGGAGUUACAAGUGCAGCUGAAAUCCCCAGUAAUUCAUCCACAUCUUUUCCAAACACAUCUAAUGGUUUCUGGUUUCUGUCUUCGUCUCCCAAAAGAGCAAAUAGUUUUCAGUUUAGCACACAACCUGAGAUUUCAAUACCUUUCCAUUCAAGACCAGAGACGGUCGGUGUGUAUUUGGAUCGUGACAGUGGUGAGCUUUCAUUUUAUAAUGUAGAAGAGAAAACACUAAUUGGAUCUUUCACGGCUACAUUCAAAGGUGACAUCUUUCCAUUAUUUAACCCCGGGAAAGGUGACAAAUCACCUAUGGUGGUAGUACACAGGGAAGUACAGAGUCAAACAGGUGAUGAAGGAAACUGUGCAGAAUCAGUUGAGAACAAGACUGAAACUUAAUAUUGUAAGUAAGGAAAACUGUACAAGCUGAAACAUUUUCUUUGUUUUUAUGGGAAAAGUAACGAAUGACCUCACAUUACUUUUAUACUGACUUACUGAGACCUUUAAAUCCAUCAAUUCUGUCUCAUGUUCAGGUUAUUUAUACCGUUUAAAAAUUUGGAGGUCAUAUUAACUCAAACUCCAUGGCAGCAUCAUUUUAUGUAAAUACAAUUGAAACUAUGAAUUUCUUGGUUAUGGUUAAAAAGUUAAUUAAUGUCUC
Molecule: messenger RNA, 910 nt
Organism: Haplochromis burtoni (Burton's mouthbrooder)
Lineage: Eukaryota; Metazoa; Chordata; Actinopteri; Cichliformes; Cichlidae
Product: erythroid membrane-associated protein-like
Molecular function (GO): protein binding
Source: RefSeq, a predicted model, not a curated record